AUGGAAGGUUGUCCAUUACCUGAAUUACGUAAAACAUUAUUAAAAUGUUUAGAUAUAGUCGUAAGAACUAACAAAGAAAAUGGAAUAAGACAUUCUGAAAUUACGAGAUGUGAAGUGCCCGUAGAGGUAUUUCAUAGUUCAAUCGAUCUGUGUAUGGAUGAAGACCUAGGUGUAAGGGUUGCAUAUGCCCAAGUUCUUGCAAGAUUUUUGGAUAAUGGCAAUAUGCCAAGAGAGUUGAAGGAAGCGGAUUCGACACAGUAUGCAAUGUUAAAAAUUUCACAUCCUGCUGAUCAUGUGGCCUUAUUAUCAUUAUUGCGUGCUUUAUUGGUUCGAUUCAGGGCAGAUCAAAUAAUUCGUGGUAUUCCAGUUGUCUUCAAAUUACAGUCUGAAGCUAAAGAUGAAAAUCUUGAGGGCUUUGCUCAGCAAAGAGCAUUAGCAAGUGUUAUUUUGUUAUAUUUCCGUGAUAUUGCCUCAGUAUUAGAUAUCCCAAAAUUACAUGAAUAUAUAGAUGGGGUCCAAGCUGAACGUAUGGACAAACGUCAAUGGUCGACUUAUAUAAAUGCAAUUUCGUCUGAAAACAAUAUAAAUAACACAAAUAUGUUGAAAUCUUUUGAGGAAGAAACUCUUGAUGAAAAUAAUUGCGCAUUACAACCUGUUGACGUUUGGCUUGAUCGACAAACAAUUGUAUCAAUGCUUUGUCAACAUAAGGAAUUAAUGGACAUUGGUGGUAAAGAUUUAGAAGUUAGGUUGAUGACAGAAUGGAAACCAGAGGAAGGUUUUGAAAGUGUUAAACAAGAAGGAUAUCGAAUCAGAUCAAGUAGAAUAUUAGAGAGCGAUAAGCCUCGUAUAACUAUUACGUCAUUUAUGUCUUUAGAAGACAGUUCUGGUGAUUUGCCGAAAGCAUCCAUCAAAGUGGAAAACCUUAAAGAUGCUCUUGUAAACACUGAGUUAUCUGAGCAUGAUACAUCCGUGGCAUCAGACAUUGAGUCUUCAAACAACACGUUUAUGGGCGAAAGAAAGAAGAAAAACAAAAGCGAUAACAAAAAGAGCGAUAUAAAUGCCUUUUUACACUCUUUAGGUACUAAGAAUGCUUCGAGGUAUGUUGUCUCUGAUUAUAGGUUUGCACUAUUGGAAUUCAUUUAUCAUUGA
Racocetra fulgida is the source of this 1149-nucleotide messenger RNA. The record is from the annotation of a GenBank genome assembly. Lineage: Eukaryota; Fungi; Glomeromycota; Glomeromycetes; Diversisporales; Gigasporaceae.